Recurvomyces mirabilis is the source of this 1770-nucleotide messenger RNA. RefSeq lists its product as uncharacterized. The record is from RefSeq and is a predicted model, not a curated record. Gene Ontology annotation, molecular function: magnesium ion binding; thiamine pyrophosphate binding; pyruvate decarboxylase activity. Bases 1 to 1770 code for a protein of 589 amino acids. Gene Ontology annotation, cellular component: cytosol; nucleus. The transcript is spliced from 3 exons. NCBI's taxonomy places the organism in Eukaryota, Fungi, Ascomycota, Dothideomycetes, Mycosphaerellales, Teratosphaeriaceae.
AUGGCAACGAUCCCUCUCGGCUUGUAUCUCUGGAAGAGGAUCCACCAAUGCGGCAUCAAUCACAUCUUCGGUGUACCGGGAGACUUCAAUCUGACCUUGCUCGACUACAUUUAUGAUGUCGAAGGACUAGAAUGGGUUGGCAACACCAACGAACUCAACGCUGCAUAUGCUACCGACGGCUAUGCUCGUACAUCUGAGAACGCUGGGUGCUUCGUCACAACUCAUGGCGUCGGCGAGCUUUCUGCUCUUAACGGUGUAGCUGGAUCGAUGACCGAACAAGUCAAGGUCAUUCACGUCGUUGGUCAGACUUCACGCCAGAUGCAAAAGAACAACAUGAUGAUCCAUCAUUCCAUCGGCUUCAAUCCAGAUCACCAAGUCUUCAACAAAGCAUCCAAGGACUUCCGAGUCGCUGCAGCCGAGCUUCAAAGCGAAAAGGGCGCGACUGAGGAGAUCGAUCGUGUGCUGCGGGAGUGCUGGGUUCAGUCAAAGCCAGUCUACAUCUUCUUUCCCAUCGAUCUGGUCGAUCUCCAUGUCUCGGCAUCCGCGCUGGACAGGCCUCUAGAUCUGACGCCGAGCGCUGACCAGAGCAAGAUCGACGAAGCAGUCAACGCUAGCUUAGAAGCACUUUAUGCAAGUCAGAAUCCAGCCUUGUAUGUCGACUGCCUGGUUCAGCGACAUCAAGCAACCGACGAAAUGCGCGAGCUAGCAGAUAAGCUAUCGAUCCCGACCUUCCACUCCAACAUGGGAAAAGGCAUCGUCGACCAACGGAAACCAUAUCUCGUGGGCUGGUACAACGGCCACGUCUCACCACCCGGCGUUCAAGCAGCUUUCGAGCAGAGUGACUUCCUGUUCGUUGCUGGCAACCUCCCAUCCGACACCAACUCCGGCGGCUUCACACGCAAACUCACUCCAGCAAAAUCCUGCUCCAUUGACCCCGAAAGCGUAACUAUCAAGGGCAAAGAGUACCCCGGCGUACCUAUCAAAGCCUUUCUCCGCUCCUUCAUCAGAUCCCUUGAUCAGAACAAACUCCCCAAAGCCACUCUUCCUCGCCUUCCCUCGCCAGAACCAGAAACCGACGCGGACUCCAAAGCGAUUACUCAAUCCUGGGUCUGGCAACGCAUAGCCGAUUCUCUCCACGCUAACGACGUAAUCUUCGGCGAGACCGGUACCGCCGCCUUCGGAAUUCCAGAUACCGUCAACUGGCCCGAAAACGUAACCUGGAUAACGCAGACCUACUACGGUUCGAUCGGGUAUGCCACGCCUGCCGCCUUUGGCGCAGAGAUCGCUCUUCGAAAUCGACCUGAAGCGAAGCAGGCGGGAGGAAGAACAGUCCUAGUAACAGGCGACGGAAGUAUGAUGCUCACCGUGCAAGAAAUAGGCAACAUGGUGAAACACAACCUCGCUCCCAUAAUCAUCAUAAUAAACAACAGCGGCUACACCAUCGAACGGAUAAUCCACGGUGCUCGGCAAAGCUACAACGAUAUCGUGCCCUUCGACUACGCACACCUCCUUCCCUUCUUCAACAUGCCUGCCGAAGAAGCGAAGAAGAAUUUCCAUAGGGCGACUACGAAGGUGGAGUUGGAGGAUGUGUUGAAGAAGGAGGAGUUGGUAAGGCCGAAGGUGCUGCAGGUCGUGGAGGUGGUGAUGGAUAUGAUGGAUGUGCCUUGGGGUUUACCGACGCAGUUGGCGAUUAGGGGACCAGAGGUGGUGAAGGAGAUGCGGGAGGCGGGGUUUAAGUUGCCGAGGGGAAUGCAGAAGCAGGAGGCGUAG